Peromyscus eremicus (cactus mouse) is the source of this 954-nucleotide messenger RNA. RefSeq names its product NK2 homeobox 5 (gene Nkx2-5). The record is from RefSeq and is a predicted model, not a curated record. The coding region runs from base 1 to 954 and encodes 317 amino acids. NCBI's taxonomy places the organism in Eukaryota, Metazoa, Chordata, Mammalia, Rodentia, Cricetidae. Gene Ontology annotation, molecular function: DNA-binding transcription factor activity, RNA polymerase II-specific; RNA polymerase II cis-regulatory region sequence-specific DNA binding. Gene Ontology annotation, cellular component: nucleus. Gene Ontology annotation, biological process: regulation of transcription by RNA polymerase II; cell differentiation. The transcript has 2 exons.
AUGUUCCCCAGCCCUGCGCUCACACCCACGCCCUUCUCAGUCAAAGACAUCCUGAACCUGGAGCAGCAGCAGCGCAGCCUGGCCGCUGGGGACCUGUCCGCGCGCCUCGAGGCCACCCUGGCGCCCGCCUCCUGCAUGCUGGCCGCCUUCAAACCCGAGGCCUACUCCGGGCCCGAGGCGGCAGCGCCCGGCCUAGCAGAGCUGCGCGCGGAGCUGGGCCCCGCGCCUUCGCCCCCGAAGUGCGCUCCUGCCUUCCCAGCCGCCCCCACCUUUUAUCCUCGUGCCUACGGCGAUCCUGACCCGGCCAAGGACCCUCGAGCAGAUAAGAAAGAGCUGUGCGCGCUGCAGAAGGCGGUGGAGCUGGACAAGGCCGAGACGGACGGCGCCGAGCGACCACGCGCGCGGCGGCGGCGGAAGCCACGCGUGCUCUUCUCGCAGGCGCAGGUCUACGAGCUGGAGCGGCGCUUCAAGCAACAGCGGUACCUGUCCGCGCCCGAGCGCGACCAGCUGGCCAGCGUGCUGAAGCUCACGUCCACGCAGGUCAAGAUCUGGUUCCAGAACCGGCGCUACAAGUGCAAGCGGCAGCGGCAGGACCAGACUCUGGAGCUGCUGGGGCCGCCGCCGCCGCCCGCGCGCAGGAUCGCGGUGCCCGUGCUGGUGCGCGACGGGAAGCCCUGCCUCGGGGACUCGGCGGCCUACGCGCCCGCGUACGGUGUAGGCCUCAACGCCUACGGCUACAACGCCUACCCCUACCCCGGCUACGGAGGCGCGGCCUGCAGCCCCGGCUACAGCUGUGCCGCCUACCCUGCCGCGCCCCCCGCCGCGCAGCCCGCCCCCACCGCCAACGGCAACUUCGUGAACUUCGGCGUCGGGGACUUGAACGCCGUGCAGAGUCCCGGGAUGGCGCAGGGCAAUUCGGGCGUGUCCACACUGCAUGGCAUCCGAGCCUGGUAG